GUUGCUUUCAAGCUUUUGAUUUGAGAGUUUAUAGUAUCGAUAUUGUGAGCUAUCAUACUAUACUUCAUGGAUACAUGCGUUCCUUUAUUAACUCUUUCAAGGAGGCUUUGACUAACUGCUACACACAGCGCAUACGCGGAAUUCGAAAUAUUUAAUUGAUGGAUGAUGACCAUUGCUGCACAUCUCGUCUUUCCCUCUUUCCCUCAAUGCCCAAAACUCCAUUAUGGACGACACGUCUUCUGAUACCCAUAUUGUAGAACAGUCCGCGAGUUGGACCAUUCGAGCUCGCAAUAGCAGCGAUCCAAACUCUUCACGACCCUACAUUUAUAGACGUUCUUAUUCUGCUCCGGACUCACAACACAACUCUAGCAAUAAUAGUGCCAUAACAACUCCCACGACUGCUACUACACCUGGAGCUGGCGGCGGCAACGAUCCUUUGUUUGAAGCACGUGUUAAAGCAUUUGCCAGUCGAGCCAACACACAACGUAUACUAAAAUACUUGCAUGCUAAUUCUGUGACCGAACUUCGACGACGGAAUGCCGAGCGCCAAGCACGAUUAAAGAAGCAGCAAUAUGACGAAAGUAUUGGCACAGGUGCUGUUACUGCUGGAUCUCAUCAGCUACAACAACAACAACAACAACAACAACAGCAAUCGACUGAUGACUCCAAUAAUGCAACAUUACAGCAACAACAACCACAACAACCAGCAACGACAGAAGGCUUGGUCAUUUCUAAUGAACGAAAACCAUGGCAAUUCUUAGAUUCGUCUACUGAACUUACACCACAAGACCAAAAGGCGUGGCAAGCUAGUAUGCGGACCGACGUUGUCAUGAUGUAUCCACACCAAUGGUUACGACUGGCGAGCAUGUUUAGUGUUCAGUCAAAAACACAUCGACAACCAAGCUUGCUGGCCCCAGCGGCAGAGCAUGCAGCUAAUUUGGAUCGUGGAGGACCGGGUGGACAUACGGAAAGUUAUUUAAAGAUACGGGAUACCCAGAAUCGUAAUUAUGCACGAGACGCUGUUGCAGAGGGAGUCAAGCUGAUGGAACAAAACCGGUUGAAUGACGCGAUGGAGCAUUACAAGCGGGCAUUGGAUAUGGAUCCAAAAUAUGCAGAAGCGUGGUUUCGUGUCGCUGAAGGACUUUUGCAACAACGCAAAAAGACAGAGGCAAUCGAACAAUUGCAACGUGCGCUUCAAUACGACCCUAGCCACGUCGGUGCCAAAACAUUGCUAUGCAACGUCAAAAAUACAUCGUCCUCGUCAUCAGGCAAGAAAUCAUCAUCUCGACAACGGCGCGAUGUUGUGGAUACAUUAUCUGAAAAAAGUUCUCAUCGGGAUCGAUCCAAGGAAGAAGGACGACGACCCAAACGGCGGCAGGAUAGAAAGAGUGAUAAAAUAAACAAAAGGGAUGAUCGUAGUAGUCGACGACAACAAGGAAGAAAUGGACGUGAUGAUCGACCCAGACGACGACGACGGUCGACAUCAUCAUCAUCAUCAAAGUCUUCUAAAUAUGAAUCAAGGAGCAGCAGACGACGACGGCGACGGGAUACAGACGAUGAAGUUGAGGAGGAGAGUCGGGGUACUCAUCGUCGUCAUCGCAAGCGUCGCGCUGAUGACAGUGAUGAUGAUGCAUCCUCAAGACGACGCAAACGGAGCCGUUCUUAUAAAAGUGAAAAUGAAGAUGAUGACAGUGGUGGCAGUCGUGAGCGAAGACAUCGACACAAGGAAGAGAAAGGACACACUAGUAGCAGGAGUCGUAGAGAUGAUGAUCGGGGUAGGAGAAGUGGUCAAAGACGGAACGAAGAGGAUGACAAACACAAGGAGAAGCAGCGAUCAAAAGACAAGAUGGAUGAUCAAGACAAAAUGGAUGUGGAAGUCAGGAAAGAGGAUGAGAUAUUACCAAGCAGUGGUAAACAAGAUGAUGGUGCUGAAAAGGAGAGUCGACGACGUGACAGCAUGGAUGAUGACAACAAAAAUCGCAACGAUGAUGAUUAUCGUGGUCGUCGUCGAUCCAGGAAAGGUGCACGAGGGAAUGAGAGCGAAAGCGACAAUAACAAAGACGAUGAUGAUGACAAGAAACGAAGAUCACAUAAAAGCCGAGACGAUAGAUCGCCACAACCCCAACAUCAACGCAGUAACAACAACAACCGUCAACAUCGAUCAUCACGAAACAGAUCGCGGUCUCCUCCAUCCCCCUCUUCCUCCAGACGAAAGAGACGACGAAGAGGGUAUCGAUCAUCACGUUCAUCACGUCGAUAAAAACCCCACAAUUCCCUCCUCUCCCCUCAUUGUUAAAGAGAUCAGAUAAAAAUUGUAAAGAACUUUAGAUAGAGAGAAAAUGAAAACUUUUGAUAGUACGGAUGAUGUUGAGGAUCUUUUGUUAUUGUUGAGCAAGUCCGUGUUUUCAAAAGUACCACUAGACUGACGAUUCAAAGCGAACAAAUGACUCCUGUAUCGAUCUUUGCUGAUUUCGGCUUCGACAUCGCAUUGGACCAUGGUAUAGACGAUGCGGAAGCGAUCAAUCUAGUACACCAUCGAAUAUCUCGUAUUGGUCUUUAUCUUUAAUACUGCUAGGCUGCCAGAUCUGGAACGUAAUAAUUAGUCUAUGUGCUGUGAAGAG
Zychaea mexicana is the source of this 2621-nucleotide messenger RNA. RefSeq lists its product as uncharacterized. The coding region runs from base 224 to 2260 and encodes 678 amino acids. NCBI's taxonomy places the organism in Eukaryota, Fungi, Mucoromycota, Mucoromycetes, Mucorales, Lichtheimiaceae. Gene Ontology annotation, molecular function: protein binding. The record is from RefSeq and is a predicted model, not a curated record. The transcript is spliced from 3 exons.